AAAAUGCCAUAAAAGGUUCAGAAAAAGGUGUGGUCACAGCUUUAUUGCAGUGUUCAGAGAUCUUUAAAUCGGGAUAGAGUCAAAGUUUAACAGAUACGUGGCUCCAGACCGAACUUCCUGCAGACACUUGACCAUCGCUGCUGCAGAGAAGACGACUCAUGGCUGGAAAGAGGGAGUGUAACAGGGCAGUGCUGGUGAGUGUUGCCGACUUUGACUUUGGAGUGCAGCUGGGAAAGAGGCCUGGAGCCCACCAGGAUGCCCAAAAACUCCACAAAACCCUCAUGAAACGGGGCUUUGAGGUGAAAAUCCACACCGAUCUGAGCAGUGAGGAGAUCUACCAGCUGUUUCUGGAAGAAAGCAAGAAGCCGGUGAAGGACUGUUUCCUGGCUGUGCUGUCAUCUCACGGGGAGGAGGGCUGCGUGUUCGGAUCUGACGGGAAACCUGUUCGACUGGCUACUAUCUUCACAUGUUUUGACAAUGAAUACAUGGAGAAAAAGACCAAGCUGUUUCUUAUACAGGCAUGUCGAGGAGAGGGUCUGGAUGGUGGAGUAGAGGUGGACUCAUCCGAUAGUCCCACAGACAGCAGCUUCUCACAGGCUCUGUCUGUACCAGUGGACUCCGCUGUCAUGUACGCCACCUCACCAGGGUAUGUUGCUUUCACCAAAGCUUCUGGGUCCAUCUUCCUACAGACCUUCUGCACUUUAUUAGAUGAUGAGAAGCAUCGCAACAUGGAGCUAAUUCGCUUCAUGACUCGCAUCUCUCACAGCAUCGCCUUCGGCUUCCAGGCCAAGGGUGCUUUUGACGGGAUGAAGGAGAUGCCGUGUCUGCUGACACGACUGACCAGGGAAGUGUUUCCGUUUGCAGCAUCGGGGAGAGAUGGAGGGGCUGCAGGAGUUUCGGCCACCUUGGCAUAGCGGAUGUCAGAGCAGAGACUUAUCUUAUGGAUCAGUUGGUGCAACACUCAAGCUUGUGACUGAUGUUUGGGAACAUAGUCAUUAUCAGCUGGAAUGUAGACGGGUGAAGGGCCAAACAUCCCAUGACCCAUUCUGCAGAAAUGCUGUUAUUAAGCUGUAUUUAAUGUAUUCUACAUGUUAUAUUUAAAUGUGGGCUUUUUAUUCGACCAUGUAAUAUUUACUGAUGCAUGCACAAUCUUAACCCCCCCCCCUUUUUUUUUUACUGGAAACUAACUUUUUACAUGUUGCUCUACAUUAUGAAGCACAAGCCUUUAGACUUACAUUGCUCAUUACCUCAGAGAUUACCUCACAACUAAAGAGCAGCAUUAAUCACAAAGUGCUUCCUGCUAUAGGAAACGUUUCCUAAGAACCGAACUAGAAGACACGUCUUUCCUUAUAACCGAGCACAAGAGGGAACCGUAAAGUGAAGAUUUUAGACAGAAACAAUGCAACACUAGAAUAUUCAAAACCAAAUCAGUCUCUGUCCUUAUCCUUUCAAAGAUACAUCCCAGGAAAAACUCUCAGCUAGUCUGGGUGUUCCUGGAACAUCAAAUAAAUGUAACAGAAAUAAAAGCAGCCAAAAGUGGAGGAAAACACAUUCUUAUGCUUCAUCAUGACGGAGUUCUAAACUGUACCCACCAAAACAAGUCAGACUUUAAAGUGAAAGUGGAUCAAGAGAUGAUUAAACCUGAAACUGCUUAACAUCAGUUUCUGUAAGUGAACAGCCCUAGAGUCCAGACAUCUAUGGAACCUGGCUCUGAUCCAGCCAGGAAAUAGACAGAGCCCGAAAAGACAAGCCUAUCUGAUUCAGGGUAAAGGUCUCAUCACAUAAAGAUCAGAAGGCGUCAAAGGGAGGAAACACAAGCUUCCGCUUCCUGCUGAACAAUCACACCCCACCUGGUAAGGCUUCGUUGGUAUUUAUCAGACGUGUUUUUAUCCCACUGAGGUCUUCAGCAGCCUUCUUUAAAGCCUCUCUGUGUAAAAAUGUUUAUUUUUCUUUGUCAGGCUCCAAGUAUACUUUACUUGUUGUUUGUAUUGCAUCUGAUGUUUUUAAAUUGAUCUUUAAUCAGAAUAUUUUCCCACUUUAUUCACUUAUAAUUUAGUUUGUAAAAGUAAAAUACAUGGUUUAGUUAUUAUGCUAUCUUUACCUUAAAUAGACUUAAGAGGACACAAUUAUUCUCUGUACCUGAGGUGCUUUCCCAUUACACUUUAACCCUCUCAGGCUCAAAUUUAGUGUUGAUAAAAGGAUGAAAAACUAAGUCCUUCAGGGGUACUUUUGAGUUAAAAAAUGCUCAUGAAAUACGUAUGUGGAGUAACCAGGUAGGCAAGUUUUAACGUUGCAAAUCUGCAACGCCUGCCUCCAGGGGGUUAACAUGCUUCCCCAGCUUCACAUUUAUUUUAAAUAGUGAUUUUUUUUAUUCUGUUGUUGAUUUUGUUCAUAACCUUUUGCAGGGAAGCAUUGUUGUUGUUUUUUUAUUGUUUCUCAUUUAUUUAUUUAUAACAUUUUCACUAUUUUCUAAAUAAAACUCUUGAAUAAAACAAUGUCUAAAAACAACGACAAAUGUGUUAAUUCAAUAAUCAACUUUUCGAAUCUUGUCUUGUUUUUAUUUUGUUUGGAGCUAUCUGAUAGAUCUCUGAGUUUUAGACGGGUAGGGAGUAUUUUUAACUUUUGUUCCUGAGUCUGAAGAGAUUUCUGUUAUUUUUUUAGACAAUCAUGGAGGUACAACGAGUCUGACCGGUGCUUUUAUUUGUGUAUUCAGUGUGAUUUUGGUUUACUUAAGAAGCAGAUGAACUGUCUGACUCCUCUCAGAAAUCCUCCCAAGCUUCACCUCCUGAUCAAGCACCACACACCUCCACCUGUCACAUUGCUCUCGUCACACCCGAGUCCGUGUAUGGACAUCCCCUCUCAGGCGUCAGCGUGAUGGAAGUUCCUGAACGUACUCAGAAAUACCUGAGUAAUCUAUAACUUUUAGCUUGUCACAAUUAAUCAACAGCUGCCUUCUGACUCAGCCGGCGGGUUUCCUGGUCUUACUCAGGACUUUUUAUGGAACUCAGGUAACAAAAAGGAAAUGAAAGGAACUCCAACAGGUCCACUGAUGAAAUCAGAGACACUGAUACGGAACUGCUUCUACAAAAGUCUGUGUUUUAAAUGGUGUUCACUUAUUUAGUGUCCUAGCUAGUUUUUAUUUUAGAUUAGAGUCUUGUUUCUUUU
This is a messenger RNA of Nothobranchius furzeri (turquoise killifish), 3165 nucleotides long. RefSeq names its product caspase 17, apoptosis-related cysteine peptidase (gene casp17). Lineage: Eukaryota; Metazoa; Chordata; Actinopteri; Cyprinodontiformes; Nothobranchiidae. Gene Ontology annotation, biological process: proteolysis. The record is from RefSeq and is a predicted model, not a curated record. Gene Ontology annotation, molecular function: cysteine-type endopeptidase activity.